CGUUGAUUGGGCAUCAAAUGUUUUAAAAGCAUGCGACGAAGGAUAAUUCUCUUUCCACAUCUGCAGAAACCAAGCCUAAGCACCCGAAACCAUGGCAUCCAACGCCUCAAUCCCGGCCCUAAUAGUGUCCAAAUCAGAAAGCACACACAACCUUGAGGAUGGCAUUCCAUUUGCAUCUGAAAAUCUCCAUGUGGGCGAGACUUAUCUCAAGCUGGAUAAAAUGCUCUUCAGAAUUACGCCUGAUGCGAAGAAAGGACCACCAUUAGAGGGGGAUGUGAUUACUGUUCUAAGCAAGCAAGGUGGUCGGUUGGUUCUUGAGCGAGAUUAUUCUUAUGUUUCCAAGGGUGGAACAGCUGUAAGGCGCUUUGAGGUUGAAGCUAUGAAGCUGGUAGCAAAGCACACCUCUGUCCCUCUUCCUGAGGUUAUUUACAGCCUCAUAAGUGAUCGCAGCGGCGAGAUUGGGAUGACAACUAUUCCAGGCACUACACUAGAAAGCCUAUGGGAUAAGUUGAACAGUGAAACAAAAAAGUCUAUAUGCUGUGAGACAUGGGAUCAAAUCGCCAAACUCCGAGAAAUCUCACAACCACCUGCCUUUAAACAGUUCUUCCAGUGUCUUGCUGACGGCUCGCCAACUCUUGACCCUCUAAUUGAAGACUUGGACCGCUGUGGAACCCCUUUAUACACAGACGAAGAUGUCAGAGCCCGAAUAUACCACCGCUACCUUCAUUUUGGUGGUCUGCGAUAUAAAAAUGAGCUACCAGACAUGCUCCCUCGAUCGUCCUGUACGGUUUUUACACACGCCGACAUUGCCCCACGCAACAUCAUGGUUGAUGACCAUUAUCACAUUACCGGCAUCCUCGACUGGGAGUAUGCCGGCUGGUACCCUGAUUACUGGGAGUAUGCGCAGAUCAUGAGGCCUGCUUGCCAGACAGGUGAUUGGCAGAAAUGGAUGGAUCUCACUGCGCCCCGUAAAUGGGAUAUCUCGGGAAUAGCAGCAGCGAGACGAAUUUUAUUUUGAUAACUGCUACAAACUUGUAAAUAAAUAGUACUACUACCAUGAUUUAGCUGACAACACAUGGUUUUGAUUGAGAUGUGGUCACCCGUCAAUCCAGUCGCCUAUUCAUCCCUGCGCCCGUCAUCCAUUACGCCCGAGAAUUGCUGACUAGUGGCUCAAGAUAUCAGUUGAAUCUUUGUUCAAUAAGCUAUUCCCAUGCUAUAUCUAGACUUUGUGAGGCAGACUUGGAAAACCUGCACAGUUUAACUUUCAUUGACCUGGAGCUCCUACAAUCCUAACUAUGGAGUUCAAAGAAGCUUUCCUCUAAAUGUUUUUCAAGGAUCUUCAACUCUUUUUGCCUAUCCUAUCUACUAUUUGGCUCUAAAGUGAUGAGUUUGACCUCCUCAUCUAAGAAUACUAGAACAUCUAUGAGUGUGAAGAGGUGGCUGAGAUUGCAUACAAUAUGACAUUUCACAACCUGAUGGCAGACAUUGUCUACAAAUGUCUUCAUAUCAACCUAGAACAACUUUCAGUGCUGGUGUGAGAAGUGUUGACUUCUAAGCUCUGACCUUAUAAUACACAGCUAGUCCGGCCUUGGCUUCUUCACAGGCUUGUUGCUCCAUAUUCAUGACAACAUGAUUCUGCAAAGAGUCUAGAAGCUUCGCCAAAUCAUGAGGUGUGUUGCUGAUGUGGAUCUUGCCCCAAAUCUGUUUGUAUUCAGCCAGGUUCUUGAGAAAACACUUCCAGAAGGCUAGUAUGUAUGGGCAAGAAGAAUAAAACAAAGAAAAAAGAGAUCAUGAUGGUCAUGGGAGUUCAAUACCUCUUCUAAAGAUGACUGAUGCUGAUGUAAAGCCAUGAUUGAUAAAAUUGAUAAAGAGGUUGUGGUAGGCUCUGCGUGAAGAAAGUGGAAUGGAAAACUGUCAGCUUUGUCUGUAUUUAAUAGAUACAUGUAACUUGUCAUAAGAUAACCUUUUUGACACGGCGGUUGAUCAUUGUCUCGGUAUAUGAAGAACUCACAUUCCAUUAGUUUUUGGACUGAAAAUGAACCAGUGGCUUGUCCUAGCAUUUACUCAGGGAGUUCCUGGAGUUACAGUUCCUGAGUCAGAUCAUCAAGAGACCUGUUCCGGCUCUUAAGAAGUGCUUUAUGGGCUUCUAGACGCGACUUUUAUGGUACUAAAUAAAACACAAAAUGAUCACACGAUUUUCAUGGCGAAUCCAUGGCAGGGGAUCCAGACGACUACGCAACGUGUGAUAUCUAUGGGUAAUGUGCUUACAGAAA
Blastomyces dermatitidis ER-3 is the source of this 2273-nucleotide messenger RNA. Its product is annotated as phosphotransferase enzyme family protein. The transcript has a single exon. The record is from RefSeq and is a predicted model, not a curated record. NCBI's taxonomy places the organism in Eukaryota, Fungi, Ascomycota, Eurotiomycetes, Onygenales, Ajellomycetaceae. Bases 92 to 1018 code for a protein of 308 amino acids.